Messenger RNA from Lepidothrix coronata (blue-crowned manakin), 4226 nucleotides. It is a transcript of the gene GALNT3, whose product is annotated as polypeptide N-acetylgalactosaminyltransferase 3. Bases 284 to 2008 code for a protein of 574 amino acids. The transcript is spliced from 11 exons. The record is from RefSeq and is a predicted model, not a curated record. NCBI's taxonomy places the organism in Eukaryota, Metazoa, Chordata, Aves, Passeriformes, Pipridae. Gene Ontology annotation, cellular component: Golgi apparatus.
CGGGGCGGAAGCCGCAGAGCCCGCCCGGCUCCGGCCUCCCGGGACUCCCGGUGUUCCCGGUGCCCGCGGCCGCUCGCGCGGCAGCGCCUUCGCUUUCCCCCCGCCGGACGAGGAGGAGAACCACAUUUCCAGUGGCUGAGCUUCAAAGAAUGUACCCCGAGGAACAGCACCUGGCGUUUGUGAGUCUCUGUUUCUUUUAGGUAUUAUAAUUUCAAGAAAUGCUGUGACCUGUUUGAAGAACAACACUCACAGAAAGUUGUCGUGUGAAAUUUUUUAAACUAGAAUGGCCUUGAAAAAAACACACAAACUAUUCAAGACACUUUUUCACUGGAAACUUUGGAAGUUUAGCAUUAUUGUGUUUGUCUUUUUGGUAUUUUUAUUUUUAUUGCAAAGAGAAGUGGGUGUUCAAGAUUUUAAAGAUGAAGCAGGAAUUGAGCCAGUUGUUGGAAAGAAAAGUCAUGUAUUAGGUCUUGUGUUAAAUGCUAUGAACAAUAUCAAAGGUGCAAAGCCAAAAAUGCAGAUAAAAGCACCGGUUAGGCAAACUAAGAUUCCUGGAGAAAGACACUGUUUGCCAGGGCACUAUACUGCGGUGGAACUAAAACCCUUUCUAGAUCGACCCCUUCAAGAUCCUAAUGCUCCUGGAGCUUCUGGUAAAGCAUUUAAAACCACCAACUUAAAUUCAGAAGAACAGAAAGAAAAACAGCUUGGAGAAGAGAAACACUGUUUUAAUGCAUUUGCAAGUGAUAGGAUUUCUUUACACCGAGACCUUGGACCAGACACUCGACCUCCUGAAUGUAUUGAACAAAAGUUCAAGCGUUGCCCGCCAUUGCCAACCACGAGUAUUGUCAUAGUUUUUCAUAAUGAAGCGUGGUCUACUCUGCUCAGAACUGUCCACAGUGUGAUGUACACAUCUCCUGCCAUUCUGCUAAAGGAGGUUAUUUUGGUGGACGAUGCCAGUGUAGAUGAAUACCUGCACGAUAAACUAGAUGAGUAUGUGAAACAGUUCCAGAUAGUUAAAGUAGUCCGUCAGAAGGAAAGAAAAGGUCUGAUCACGGCACGGUUGUUGGGAGCUUCCGUAGCAACAGGAGAGACCCUUACCUUUCUGGAUGCUCAUUGUGAAUGCUUUUAUGGCUGGUUGGAGCCAUUAUUGGCAAGAAUAGCUGAGAACCCUGUCGCUGUUGUAAGCCCUGACAUUGCUUCUAUAGAUCUCAAUACUUUUGAAUUCAGUAAACCAUCUCCUUAUGGGCAUAGCCAUAACAGAGGAAAUUUUGAUUGGAGUUUGUCAUUUGGAUGGGAGUCUCUUCCUAAACAUGAAAACAAAAGAAGAAAAGAUGAAACCUAUCCCAUUAGAACACCUACUUUUGCUGGAGGUCUCUUUUCAAUAUCAAAAGACUACUUUGAACACAUUGGAAGCUACGAUGAAGAAAUGGAAAUAUGGGGAGGUGAAAAUAUAGAAAUGUCUUUCAGAGUAUGGCAAUGUGGUGGACAGUUGGAGAUCAUUCCUUGCUCUGUUGUUGGCCAUGUCUUUCGCAGCAAGAGUCCCCACACUUUCCCAAAAGGUACUCAAGUGAUCACACGUAAUCAAGUUCGCCUUGCAGAAGUGUGGAUGGAUGAAUAUAAAGAAAUAUUUUACCGAAGAAACACAGAGGCAGCAAAAAUUGUGAAACAAAAAACAUUUGGAGACAUCUCAAAAAGACUUGAUUUGAGGCACCGUCUGCAGUGUAAAAAUUUUACCUGGUAUCUCACUAAUGUUUAUCCAGAAGCAUAUGUGCCAGACCUGAACCCCUUGUUUUCUGGAUAUUUAAAAAAUAUAGGUAACCGCAUGUGUCUGGAUGUUGGUGAAAAUAACCAUGGUGGCAAACCACUGAUUAUGUAUUCUUGUCAUGGACUUGGAGGAAAUCAGGACUCGCAGUGUCAAGGAAGAUGUUGGUUGGAAUCCAGCCAAUGGGAGACCAAGUGUCCAGGCCUGAGCCACCUUCCCUAUCAUGCUUGCAGCCUCAUAGUGUGAGGUCACAGUGGCCUAUCCUGUACUGGCUAAUGCAAGUGAAUAAUAUGAUCCCAUUUGUUCAAGAGGAGCUCUCUUUGGUGCGCAGCUCUUGGAGGCAGCAGUGGUUCUGUUCCUUCUACAAUAUAACUUGCAAUAGAUGUCAGAUACUGAAUCCUUCAGUCACUGCUGCAAUACCAAUAAAAGGAACAUCUUCCCUGCCCAGAAGUGCACACUUCUCUGUUGCUUCUAAGAGUCAAUAGAAUUUAACAACUGUAGAUCCUUAAUAACUGAACAUCAGCAAAGGUUUUAAAAUCUUUGUUAGAGUAUAGUUGUUAUUUUGCGGGGGGUUAAGUUUUUUUCAACCUUAAAAGCCAUCCAUUUAUGGCACUAUGAAAAUUCAGACAAAUAAUCCUAGUUAGUUGAUACUUUCCUAAUCCAUUUUUGUGGGAGAUGGAAUGCUGUCUAGAUUAAGAACUGCCCUGUUAUGUUAGCUUCUUACAGUAUUGAACUUGUUUUUUUAUUCUGUUGUGGAUUAAUACUAUAAGAGCCUUUUCACACUGUCACAGUUAGUAAUUCAGGAACACUGUACCAAGACAUUGUAUUAAAAGAUCUGCUGUAUGCUUCUGUUGUUCUCUCUCUAAGUUAUCUUGGACUGUACUUAAACUCUAUACUUUCAAGUGUUAUGUUUUUUGUUUUUCCUUCUGCCAUAAAAUAACAGUCUGAAGCCCUUUAAAUGUCAGCCUUCAGAGAACCUUAAUAUUGGUUUUGCUGGUAAUGCUCAAGGGAUGCAUAUUUGCUUACAUAACCACUCUCAUUACAAUGCUCUGUUUUCAGUUGUUUUCUAUCGUUUACCAGACUUUUAUCGGUGUAGGCUGAUAUUUUCCAUGCUACCUGUCAUCUUUGUCCAUAUAUUUGAGAUGGCAGAAGGGAGUGGAAGAGAGAAGCUAAUUGUCAGAGUUGUACAUUAGUUGUAUAUUAUUCUUCCUUUUUAGAAUAUUCUGGGACUGGGAACAUGCCCAUCUCAAUAUCCAAAAUUAAUGAAGUUUUAAACCUAGGAACAUGCCCAUCUCAAUAUCCAAAAUUAAUGAAGUUUUAAACCUAGGAACAUGCCCAUCUCAAUAUCCAAAAUUAAUGAAGUUUUAAACCUAGCUUUCAAGUAAUAUUUUCAGUGCAUGAAGAGACUUUGAAGUUCAAAAGAUAAAUCAGGACAGAUUAAGUCAGAUUACCAGAUUAAGAGUAAAUUAUUAUGUCUGAGAGCUGAGUGACUAAGCAGGUCACUCCUAUCAGCACCUAUUUCAAGGAUUAAUGUUGGUCACAGAGUCUUAAGAGGGAGAUGCCUGUUUGUUCCUCAGUGCUGUUCCCAUUGAUUCCCGUGAGGAGGUGAUUGCUGACCAAUUGGACAGAUGGUUGAAAGCCACAAGGGAGUAACUGAGCCUGGUCUUAAUAGUCAAAGGAAAGAUACAGUGAAGGCGGCUGACAUAUGGAGCCAAGAAACUGUGUGGUAGUGGGAUGUAAUGAUAGGAACUCUGCUGUUUAGUGAGGGAGAAAAGGAAGAGACCAGGAUGUUAGGGUAGGGCUUAGAGGGAUAAAAGGACAGCAGUGUCUCUUAACUGUUAGAAGUAAAUCCCUGUUAAGACCAGAAUUAUAGCCUAGAAUUCCUGAGCCUUAACAGUAUUGUGCUGUCAGCGAAUCAUGGUAAAAUUAACUCACAAAAUACAUGCUUAUAUUACUUUUCUAAUGGCUAGCUCACAAGAGAACAUAACAGCAUCCUAUUGUUGACAUUUAUUGUUUGGAUCAAGCAGAAAAAGUUGGCAUACAGCAAUAAGUAUUGUUCCAUGUGACUUUUUGUUUUUCUUUAAGAAAAAACAAAAUCCAGCAACAGAAUUGAAUACAGAUUUUGAAAGUUAAGAAAUACCAAAAUUUAUCUGUGCAACUAUCUCUAGUCUUUGGUUUGCCUCCUUGAAUUAUAUAUAAUCUGUGUGGGAGCACACAAUGAGAUAUUGCAUCAUAAUACAUAUGCAGAUAGUGCCAUUUGCAAUUUAUGCAUGUAAAUAUAAAUAAGCAUUGCAUUAGUAUUAAAAAAUGCUUUCAGUUUUGUAAACACUUUUAAAGUGUGUACGCUAAAAACCAGAAAUUAUUCUGUGGUCUCAAAUUCUUGAAUAAGAAAGGACAUUUAUUACUUUGUAUAUGGGAAUUUCAAAGACUUUAAUACUUUUGUUUGUUUUUAUUUACUGAAUUU